This is a messenger RNA of Orbicella faveolata, 552 nucleotides long. RefSeq lists its product as uncharacterized. Lineage: Eukaryota; Metazoa; Cnidaria; Anthozoa; Scleractinia; Merulinidae. The record is from RefSeq and is a predicted model, not a curated record.
AUGCCAGCUGAUUUCAAAGAGAAAUUCCCCUCAACAAGAAUUGUAAUAGACUGCACUGAGGUUUUUUGUGAGAUGCCUAGUAGUCUGCUUCUGAACUCUGAGCUUUUCAGCUCAUAUAAGAACCAUGUGACACUAAAGGGGCUUGUUGGAAUUUCCCCAAGUGGGGCCAUCACCUUCAUGAGCCAGCUUUACACUGGGAGUAUUUCUGAUCGGGAAAUUGUGCUGCGAAGUGGUUUACUGUCCCAAGCAUUUGAUGAUGGGGAUUCAGUGAUGGCCGACAAAGGUUUUCAAAUUCAAGACAUUUUACCCCUGGGUGUAAGUUUAAACAUCCCACCCUUUCUUGGAGGCAACAGUCAGAUGUCAGCAGAGGAUGUGGUCAGAACUCAACAAAUUGCCAGUGUGAGAAUUCAUGUGGAAAGGGCAAUUAACAAAAUUAAAAACUUUCGGAUCUGGGAAGGAGUUGUACCUUUGAGUUUAUUCGGAGUUGUAAAUCAGAUGUGGACUGUAUGCGCAUUCCUCUGCAAUACUCAGGAUCCACUUAUAUCAGGAUAA